AUGUCGCACAAGAAUAAAGUGGUUUUAGUGACCGGUGGCAGUUCAGGAAUAGGUGCCGCUAUUGCGGUAAAAUUCACUGAAGAAGGUGCGAAGGUCGCCAUAGUUGGAAGAAAUGAGACCAAACUCGAUAGUGUCGCGAAAACAUGCGAACGGAAUGGACAUAAACCACUGAUUAUAAGAGCAGAUGUGUCCAAUGACGAUGAUGUGAAAAGGAUAGUCAGCACAACGAUACAGCAUUUCGAGAAAUUAGAUGUACUAGUGAACAAUGCUGGAUUUUCAAAAGUAACUAAUAUCCUCGACAAAGACAUUAUGGCAAAAUACGACGAAAUCAUGGGAACGAAUCUACGUGGUGUUGUGUAUUUAACUCAUCUCGCUGCACCGUACCUCAUAGAAAGUCAAGGAAAUAUUAUCAAUAUAUCAAGCAUAACCAGUACAAUUACAAGUUUCGUUGGCACUUUCGUCUAUUCAACAUCGAAAGCAGGAUUGGACCAUUUCACGCGUUGCAUUGCGUUAGAACUUGCACCUAAAGGAGUUCGAGUUAACGCUAUAAACCCAGGGUUUGUAAGAACGGAUAUUUUGGAGAACAUGGGUAUUAGCUCCGCAGAAUCGGACAAAAUUUUCGAAAUGCAGAAGUAUUCAACUCCACUAGGUAAAAUAAUUGAGCCUGAGGAGAUUGCUGAUUUAGCUGCCUAUCUGGCUAGUGACAGUGCAAAAAGCAUUACUGGCGCGACACAUAUAAUUGAUAAUGGAACUCUUUUAUCAAGAGUUUUGGUCGCUAAGUAGAAUGCGAUACUUCUAACAUCGUAACUGUUGAUUUUUUUUAUAUAUAUCAUCAAGUGACGGGGCGAACAAGUCGUGCGCCUGAUGGUAAGCAACCCGCCUGUCCAUAACAGUUACAGUGCGACUCAGAACUUUAAAUUGCAAACUUCUGAGGGGCACUAUUACAGCGCCCGUCACCCUGACACAUAAGUUGACAAGUUCCAUGUGCCUGUAAUUUCACCAGCACCCUUCAAAACCAGAUGCCGUACACGUAUUUGUGUCAUCUUAAAAACUGGCAUAUGCAAAGAGGUCAGGUGCGAAUUUUGGUGCAAAUGGGUGCAGCAGUUUGUAAAAUUUUCAUCUAUUAUCAGCAUGUGUUGCAUAAGCACGUUUGUGCGCUACAUCCGAAUCGUAUUCAUCCCAAAUCCGAGACUAUACAAAUCUAGAAAAUUCGGACCCACUUCGGAAGUCGCUUGUGGACUAAAUCCGAUUCAUAUCCGAGAAAAUCACGAAUGUCACAAGUACACCUAGAGAUAAAAUGACUGUGAAUGUAUGAAUCUUCCGAUACCUGUGACAUUUUGGACCGUUAUUUCUCGGAUUCGAAACUCAUACGAAUCGGACGUUGUGUGCAAACGCUCUAAGAAUGGUGUAAGAAAUUAUAGACAGGUAACUCCGUUUUCCUCCCCAUGCUAUCGUCCGGACAUAAAUAAAAUUGGGACUGAAUAUCAAAAUGUUCGAUCUAUUCGAUCAGAAUCCCCGUCGAUUUGUAUAUUUACAGUGUUUUA
Messenger RNA from Hyposmocoma kahamanoa, 1544 nucleotides. Its product is annotated as glucose 1-dehydrogenase 2-like. NCBI's taxonomy places the organism in Eukaryota, Metazoa, Arthropoda, Insecta, Lepidoptera, Cosmopterigidae. Gene Ontology annotation, molecular function: oxidoreductase activity. The coding region runs from base 1 to 783 and encodes 260 amino acids. The transcript has a single exon. The record is from RefSeq and is a predicted model, not a curated record.